GCCCCACACGUAACCCAAUGCUCCCACAAACAUCCCAUCAGUACUCGUUACCCCCCAUAACGUCUCAAGUCUAUGGUCAUAACUCUCGCUCUCAGUAUGAGUAUGCACCGCCACCAAUCCACCCUACUCACUCACCUCUACCCCAUCUCUCAAACUUGGCCUUCCGACCAGAAGAUGACCAGACCUAUGGUGACCAGCAACACUCACAGCGGUCAGCUUACCAAGGUGCUCCCUACGUUUAUUCCCAAGGACCUUACAAUUCUCCACAUAUGAAUCAAGCUCAUUCAUAUCACCCAAUGUCUCCCAAAAAUCGCCACAAUAAUGACUACCCACCAGUUGCUGCAGGCGGCGCUGGAUCAUACCAUGCCAUGCCAACCAAGAGCUACGACAAUAGCUAUUCAGAUGCACCUCAUAAGCAUCACGGAGAAGAUCAAGCCAAUUCAUACAGCAAUCGUUGGCGCGAAGAAGCUGAGCAGGAACCGGUCUAUCGUAAUGGGUACAAAGCGACUUACCAAGAAGGUUAUGGUGAUGAAGACAAUGAUUGGGCUGAAGGAGCCGUGGAUGCUGCAGAGUCUACAGAGAGUGGACGAGACAAACGAAAAAGAGAGUAUACCGACCGUGUCGUCAAUAUCAACAGCGACUUCAUGGAUAAUUAUGAAAGCAUUUAUCAAGAGAAGCUCAAUGCUCUUCAGGAAGAUCUAUUGGCUAUCCAGCAAGAGUCUCACCCUUCCCUUAGGGAAUCCAUAGCUGACUUGGAAAAAGCACGGCAACACGUAAUAUAUCAGGCGCGUAUGAUUAUGGAAUACCAUAUCACUUGCACCAACGAGCAAUUUCAAGCGGAAAUCUCUAGUUUAGAAGACGAGUAUACGGCGGAAAAACAAGGGAUGAGAGAUAUGAUGCUGAAUGCAUUGGAAGAAAAACGAAAACGAUUACGCGAUGAAAAGGAUAAUGAAAAUGAUAUUGCCAAUGAUAUUUUCUUUUCUACGCAUCAAACUCGAAACCGUAAGAGAAUAAUGCGCAAGAGAGGCGGUAUACUGGAAACCGAAUCUUUAGCGCACUACCGAUCCCCCAACAGCGUGGUGAAUGCUGUUGCCAAACGAAGACACGCUACUGAUCAUAUCCUUUACACCCGUAUUAUGACAUUGUGUUGAUGUUUACUGUAUCAAUCUGCUCUUUUUUAUCCUUGAUUCUUUUGUUCUCCUCUAGUACGCCUCAACACGCUAGCCAACUUAAAUACCGCUUUGACCACCAGAGACGAAGAU
Messenger RNA from Umbelopsis ramanniana AG, 1262 nucleotides. RefSeq lists its product as uncharacterized. Gene Ontology annotation, biological process: negative regulation of transcription by RNA polymerase II. The transcript has 6 exons. The coding region runs from base 18 to 1151 and encodes 377 amino acids. Gene Ontology annotation, molecular function: histone deacetylase binding. Gene Ontology annotation, cellular component: Sin3-type complex. The record is from RefSeq and is a predicted model, not a curated record. Lineage: Eukaryota; Fungi; Mucoromycota; Umbelopsidomycetes; Umbelopsidales; Umbelopsidaceae.